AUGGAUGGAAAUGACCUUAAGUUACCGUUGAACAGAAGACGGGAUGCACUGAGCUUCAUACUACUUGUGAUUGAUGUCAAUGCAGGGCAGUUUUUCGAGCUCUGGAGGAUUGUGGCUGAAUUCCGAAGAGGUCUUCAGAGUACAUGUUGUAAGGUGGUCUGGUUAGACAAACCGACCGCACGUAUGAUCAAUCCGAUAAGGCUCGACCCCGGUGAUGAAUUUCUGUUACAGCCUUUCCAUGGCUCUCGUUUGCAUCGAGUCAUUAAACUGCUUCCCGAAUUCGGAGCUGCCUCGUCACAGGGAGUUUCAGGUAAUCCAGAAAGUUCAAAGCAUGCUUAUAACAAAGCAAGGUUGAGAAAUUCUCAGCAUAGUGUGGAGAUACUAGAAUACGGUAGCUCAAGUGAUGAGCGGUAUAGCAAGAAACGUUCCUCUUCCUCGCCUUCACUAGUUCGUACUCAUGGUAUGGUGACGUCAAAAAUAUCUCCGAUUCGUCGACAUGAUGCCGAUUCGAGUACUGGGAAGCCGUUGUUCGGGAAACGAAUCUUGAUUGCCGAGGAUAACAAAAUGCUAAGCUUCAUUGCUACAACUACUGUUAGACAGCUCGGCGCUGAUGUUGAGAACUGUGUAAAUGGAAAUGAAGCUGUAGAACUAAUGUUCCCAUUGGAUGGUUACGAAGCGACGCGACUAAUUAGAACAGAGGAGGAAAAAUAUGGUGUUCAUAUCCCAAUCAUCGUGUUAACGGCUCAUACAGAUGGCGAGGAGGCAGUGGAAACUGGGAUGGAUGCUCACCUGGUUAAACCUUUGAAGUCGGAAGAACUGAUGGAAGUCAUUGAAAAUAUCCAAAGAAAAAGCAAUGGUUGA
Hibiscus syriacus is the source of this 861-nucleotide messenger RNA. Its product is annotated as histidine kinase CKI1-like. Bases 1 to 861 code for a protein of 286 amino acids. Lineage: Eukaryota; Viridiplantae; Streptophyta; Magnoliopsida; Malvales; Malvaceae. Gene Ontology annotation, biological process: phosphorelay signal transduction system. The record is from RefSeq and is a predicted model, not a curated record. Gene Ontology annotation, cellular component: nucleus. The transcript has 2 exons.